Molecule: messenger RNA, 2640 nt
Organism: Pseudophryne corroboree (corroboree frog)
Lineage: Eukaryota; Metazoa; Chordata; Amphibia; Anura; Myobatrachidae
Gene: FOXC1
Product: forkhead box C1
Exons: 1
Coding region: 394-1872 (492 amino acids)
Biological process (GO): anatomical structure morphogenesis; regulation of transcription by RNA polymerase II; cell differentiation
Molecular function (GO): RNA polymerase II cis-regulatory region sequence-specific DNA binding; DNA-binding transcription factor activity, RNA polymerase II-specific
Source: RefSeq, a predicted model, not a curated record
CUGACUGAUGCUCAAAGUGCAGAACUUUCCCAAUGUUUCCCCAGCCCGGGAGAGACUGAGCGCCGGCGCCCCCACCCCGACACCCGCACAGACUGCAGCAGGGACGCUGGGAGCGGGGUACCCGGAGACAGCCGCUGUAUGCUGAGGAGUAGUCACCGGUGACCGGGAGAGGAGAGGAUAGCAUACCGGUGCCGUCCCAGGCACUGUCCCAGGGAGCGGAGGUGUGAGAGCCUGUCCCGUGACACCGGGCCUGGGAGCCGGGCAUCUGCCGGCCGGACAUUACACACUGCGGACACUGCAUGACCCUGCUGGCACCCUGACCCCCAGCUCACCCUCCUCUCACCCGUCUGUGUGCCCGGGCGGGAGGCUGGCCGGCGCGGAGGCUGCAGAAGCAUGCAGGCGCGUUACUCUGUGUCCAGCCCGAACUCCCUGGGCGUAGUGCCCUACCUCGGGGGGGAGCAGAGCUACUACAGGGCGGCGGCGGCGGCAGCGGCAGCCGGAGGGGGGUACACUGGCAUGCCGGCCCCUAUGAGCAUGUACUCCCACCCGGCUCAUGAACAGUACCAGGCCGGCAUGGCCAGAGCCUAUGGACCGUACACCCCUCAGCCUCAGCCCAAGGACAUGGUGAAGCCUCCGUACAGUUACAUCGCCCUCAUCACCAUGGCCAUACAGAACGCCCCUGACAAGAAGAUCACCCUGAAUGGCAUCUACCAAUUCAUCAUGGAGAGGUUCCCUUUCUACCGGGACAACAAGCAGGGCUGGCAGAACAGCAUCCGGCACAACCUCUCCCUCAAUGAGUGCUUUGUCAAGGUGCCCAGGGACGACAAGAAGCCGGGCAAGGGCAGUUACUGGACCCUGGACCCAGACUCCUACAACAUGUUUGAGAACGGCAGCUUCCUGCGGCGGAGGCGGAGGUUCAAGAAGAAAGAUGUGGUGAAAGACGGGGCCAAGGAUGAGAAGGAGCGCCUGUUGAAGGACCAUCACCCUGCCCAGGCCCCGGCUGGCCAGCAGCGCCAGCAGAACCAGUCUCAGGGGGAGCAGGACAGCAGCUCCCAACCUGUCAGGAUCCAGGACAUAAAGACUGAGAACGGCGCCCCUUCUCCCCCGCAGCCCAUGUCACCUGCCCUCAGCGCCGUGCCCAAGAUAGAAAGCCCAGACAGCAGCAGCAUGUCCAGCGGCAGCCCGCACAGUAUCCCGUCCGGCAGGUCCAUGAACAUGGAGACAGCAGAUUCCCACCACCAGCAGCACCACAGCCAGGGCUUCAGCGUGGACAACAUCAUGACCUCUCUCAGGGGGUCCCCGCAGGGCUCUGGCGAGCUGGCCACCAGUCUGAUCGCUUCAUCCAGGACGGGGAUCGCGCCAUCCCUCUCGCUGAGCUACUCUCCGGGCCAGGGCUCUAUCUAUAGCUCGCCAUGCAGCCAGAGCAGCAGUGGUGCCGGCUCUGCAGGAACCUAUCACUGUAACAUGCAAGCCAUGAGCCUGUACUCUGGGGACAGGUCUGGACAUUUGACCCCAGCCAACACGCCGGCUGCUACCACAGUGGAAGAGACACUGCCCGACUACUCCAUCACCACCACCACCACCUCUGCUCUGAGCCACGGCAGCCUGAGUUCUGGCCAGGAGCACCCUCACCAAGGCAGACUCCCCUCAUGGUACUUGAAUCAGUCGGGGGAUUUAGGCCAUUUGGCUGGGGCCACCUACCCAGGACAGCAGCAGAACUUCCAUUCUGUGCGGGAGAUGUUUGAGUCCCAGAGAAUUGGCUUGAACAGUUCCCCUGUGAACGGUAACAGCAGCUGUCAAAUGUCUUUUCCCUCCAGUCAGUCUCUGUACCGCACAUCAGGGGCAUUUGUGUAUGACUGCAGCAAGUUCUGAUCAUAGAGCAAGCCCCAUCUAGAACUCAUAUGAUAAUGUCAGUAAGAAAGGGAGAUAGUUAGCAAAAUCAAAAUUCUCCUUCCCCACCAUCCAAAAGCGAAACUAAAAAAAAAAAAAAACAACGAAAAAUGUAGUUUCUGUAAAGACUCCCAGAUUGGUCAGGUUUGUACAGGGACAGUGUUAUAAGCACAUAAGUUCCUGCGAAAUACAGUUUUGUAAGGUAUCACAUUUUCAUAUGUUAAAUAGCAUAUAUAUAUAUAUAUAUAUAUAUAUAUAUAUAUAUAUAUAUAUAUCAAGCUUUUAAUGAACUUGUUCUCAGAUGUAAAUUGCAAUAUAGUAAUUUAUUUUUAAAUGUGUACAUGGAUAAUGAGGACCAAGCCAGACAGUGUUGUCCACCAGCUUUGUUUGAAUAUUUGAGUUUUCAGUACAAAAAGGGAAUUGUACCCCAUCUAUUGUAUCGGUUUGUUUUCUUCUGUUGAAAUACUCUGGAGGCAUAGUAGCAUUGUUUGUUUCCUAAUAAAUGACCAUUCUAUUUGAAUGAUAACUACGUCUGAUAAUUUAUAAAGGUUACAAUUCGUUGGCUAAAUAUUUGCCGUAAUUGAGAAAAGUCCAUGGAAAUCAAUUAACGAUUUAAAGAAGGGGGCGUGAUAAAUGUAUAAUUGUGUUGUGUGGCCGUCUCCAGUAUUUUUCCACUAUUCCAAUUUAUACUGUUGACAAAUAAUAGCAAUUUUCCAAAUUUAUUUUACGUAAUGCAAUGUCUCGGCAUUA